Messenger RNA from Cyprinus carpio (common carp), 5324 nucleotides. Its product is annotated as ubiquitination factor E4B, UFD2 homolog (S. cerevisiae). Gene Ontology annotation, molecular function: ubiquitin-ubiquitin ligase activity. Gene Ontology annotation, biological process: protein polyubiquitination. The record is from RefSeq and is a predicted model, not a curated record. Lineage: Eukaryota; Metazoa; Chordata; Actinopteri; Cypriniformes; Cyprinidae. Gene Ontology annotation, cellular component: cytoplasm; nucleus; ubiquitin ligase complex.
UGCCGCAGCCUGGAAUGUGUCGAUCUCGCGUCACGUGACUCCAGAUCCAAAAUGGCCGCGUCGGUGUUUUGACGAAUAAUACUUUUGUGUUUGUUUCAUUCUUAAUAGAAACCGAUUAUAACCCUACCAUAUCGGGGGAAAAAAGAAUCAGCCACGCGCGUUUGAUGUUUUAAUAUAAAGAUUUAAAUUAGACAAUCACAGCUCAUUGAUAUUUGUUUUAUGGUUCAGACUAUGCACUUUUGGUGUUUAUAAGGAAGCUAGCUGACUGGCUAGCAACAUAAUUAAGCUGAAAAUUAAAAGAAAGGCGAUGGAGCAGCUCAGUCCUGAAGAGAUCCGUAGAAGGCGACUGGCCCGGUUAGCUGGAGGGCAGACGUCACAGCCCAGCACCCCCCUCAGCACCCCUUUGACAUCUCCACAGAGAGAGACUCCCCCAGGACCCUUGCCAGGGCCCUCCGGGGCCUCUUCACAGCCUGUCCCACCAGCUCCAUCUCACACUCUGGGCUUAAAUGCCCAAAAUGUCACCCCUGCCACCUCUCCUGUGGGGGCCUCGGGGGUUGCUUACCGCAGCCAGAGCAGCGAGGGGGUCAGCUCUCUCUCCAGCUCUCCAUCUAACAGUCUGGAGACACAGUCCCAAUCCCUGUCCCGCUCCCAGAGCAUGGACAUCGACACAGCCUCCUGCGAGAAGAGCAUGUCCCAAGUAGAUGUGGACUCAGGAAUUGAGAAUAUGGAGGUGGAAGAAAGUGAUCGCAGCGAGAAAAGGAACCUGGCUGAAAAGGAUUCCUCAUCCAGUAAGAUCUUGCGUGUUUCCUGGAAGGAGCAGGACCGUGAUGUCAUCUUCCUCCCCUCACUUGCUGCUGAAUUCCAGAAGAACCCUGGAGAUGUUUACUCUGACUUCAGAGACCUGAUUGGACAGAUUUUAAUGGAGGCUCUCAUGAUGUCCACCCGUUCGCGUGACUGUAACCCAUUCGCCAGCUUGACCGCCACAUCUCAGCCAAUUACUGCUGCCAGAUCCCCGGACUGUCAUCUGACUCUAGUCCCACCCUCCAGCCAGAGCGGCAGUCCCAUGAUGCCCUGCGCUGGUUCAUUCGGUGCCAGCUCUCUUUCCAGUCUCUACGGUUGUAGCCCAAACCCACUCGCUCUGAGCUCUGCCAGAAUGAGUGCUCCUUCAGUCCCACUGGCUCCUGCAGCCGCCCUCCCGGGUCCCCCCAGUCCUCCUGUCUCUCGCCCUCCCGCCAGCCUUCCACCUCCCUCUCCAUCCACCCCUCUGCCCAUCUCCCAGAGAUACAGGCCCUACUCCCUUAGCUCGUCCAUCCCCAUAAGCCCAAGCCACAGAUCUACUCAAUCUGGUAUGCUUACGCCCCCUACAACUUCAGGUAUACCCUCCAGCCCUUCCCCCAGACACCGUAGCACCAACUCCUCCGUGCCUUUCCCCAUCCUCCCCGGCUCCCCCAGCACUAUGGCCAGAAGGACUGCGCUAGCUGCCCGGAUGCCGUCUAGCCCUUUCUCCCUCCUCUUCUUCGGCAUGUCCGACUUGCCUCAGGACAGCAGUGAUGAAGAGCUGGAGGAAGAGGAAGAUGAGGAUUUUUCAGGGGUUCAGUUUGGGUCCAGCCUGGGUGCAUCCGGAGGGGGGAUGGCUGGUGACUCAGGUAACGACCGCUUUACCAUAGAGUCCUGUAAAGAGACGGAGAUGCUCAACUACCUCAUCGAGCGUUUUGACAGUGUGGGAAUGGAAGAGAGGAAGGCCCUAAAGAUGUGCAGCCAGCCAGCAGUCAGUCAGCUGCUUAGCAACAUUCGUUCCCAGUGCAUUUCCCAUGCUGCACUAGUGCUUCAAGGUACCCUCACACAGCCCAGGGCCCCUCUACAGCCCUCGCUGCUGGUUCCCUACAUGCUGUGCCGGAACCUUCCGUACGGCUUCAUCCAGGAGUUGGUGCGCAUGACUCAUCAGGAGGAGGAUGUGUUUAAACAGAUCUUCGUUCCCAUUCUUCAAGGGCUCACUUUAGCUGUAAAAGAAUGUUCUUUUGACAGUGACAACUUCAAGUUCCCUCUAAUGGCUUUGGUUGAGCUCUGUGAAAUCAAGUUUGGGAAGACUCACCCUGUAUGCAAUUUGAUCACCUCUCUGCCAUUGUGGUGUCCUGACCCUCUCAGUCCCGGGACAGGAAGAGAAAUUCAAAGACUCUCCUUUCUCGGCGCAUUCUUCAGUCUUUCUGUGUUUGCAGAGGAUGACACUAAAGUGGGAGACAAGUUCUUCUCCGGCCCUGCCAUCACUGUGGAGAACACCCGUGUGGUCAGCCAGUCACUGCAGCAUUAUCUGGAGUCCGCGAGGGGAGAUCUGUUUAAAAUCCUGCACAACAUCUUGUUGAACGGAGAGACAAGGGAAGCAGCUCUGAGCUACAUGGCAGCUCUGGUGAAUCGUAAUGUGAAGAAGGCUCAAAUGCAGACCGAUGAUAAGCUGGUGUCCACCGACGGCUUCAUGAUGAACUUCCUGUGGGUGCUGCAGCAGCUCAGUAUGAAGAUCAAGCUGGAUACAGUGGAUGCUCUCUACAUCUUCCACCCCAAGUGUCGGCUGAAUGUCAGCACGGAAGAGACCCGGCUCAAUGCCACGAUGGAGGACCUAAAGAGCUGGCUCUCUGAGCUGCAUGAAGACCCAUCCAAGUUCUCCGAGCCCAAGUUCCCUACAGAGUGCUUUUUCUUAACGCUACACGCACAUCAUCUGUCCAUCCUUCCGUGCUGUCGGCGCUACAUACGGAGGCUGAGGGCCAUCAGGGAUCUGAACAGAACUGUGGAAGAGCUGAAAAACAGUGAGAACCAGUGGAAGGAUUCCCCGUUGGCAAGUCGUCAUCGGGAGAUGCUGAAGAGAUGUAAAACACAGCUGAAGAAACUGGUGCGCUCUAAAGCCGCGCAGACGCAGGGCUGCUGGACGAGAACCUGCUGCAGAUGUCUGCAGUUCUUCAGUAUGGUCAUCCAGCUCAUCUUGCGUAUGGUGGAGCCUGCCUACCCAGGCGUAACCCUGCCUCUGAACCCAGAAAUCCCCAAAUGCUUUGCAGCACUGCCAGAGUUUUACAUUGAAGAUGUGGCCGAGUUCUUGCUAUUUAUUGUGCAGUACUUUCCACAGGUUCUCUAUGAGACGUGCACUGAAGACAUUGUGACCUUCCUGGUGGUCUUCAUUAGCAGUCAGAAUUACAUAAAGAACCCAUACUUGAUCGCCAAGCUGGUGGAGGUGCUGUUUGUCACCAAUCCUGCAGUGCAGCCGCGCACUCAGCGAUUCUUUGAGAUGAUGGAGAAUCACCCACUGUCUAUCAAUCAGCUUGUGCCAGCUCUCAUGAAGUUUUACACCGAUGUGGAGCACACUGGAGCCACAAGCGAGUUCUAUGACAAGUUCACCAUCCGUUACCACAUCAGCACCAUAUUCAAAAGCCUGUGGCAAAACAUUAACCACCAAGGCACCUUCCUGGAGGAGUUCAACUCUGGUAAACAGUUUGUGCGCUACAUCAACAUGCUAAUUAACGAUACAACUUUUCUGCUGGACGAGAGUUUGGAGUCUCUGAAACGCAUCCAUGAGGUCCAGGAGGAGAUGAAGAAUAAAGAGCAAUGGGACCAGCUGCCCAGGGAUCAGCAGCAGAGCCGACAGUCCCAGCUGACUCAGGAUGAGAGAGUAUCACGAUCGUACCUGGCUUUAGCCACAGAGACAGUGGAUAUGUUCCAUAUCCUCACCAAACAGGUCCAGAAGCCCUUCCUCAGGCCUGAACUGGGUCCUCGUCUGGCUGCCAUGUUGAAUUAUAACCUGCAGCAGCUAUGUGGGCCUAAAUGUCGAGACUUGUAGGUGGAAAACCCAGAAAAAUAUGGUUUUGAGCCAAAGAAGCUCCUGGAUCAGCUCACUGACAUUUAUCUGCAGCUGGACUGUGCACGGUUUGCUAAAGCCAUUGCAGAUGACCAGCGGUCAUACAGCAGGGAGCUGUUUGAGGAGGUCAUUUCAAAAAUGAGAAAAGCGGGCAUAAAAUCCACCAUUGCUAUUGAGAAAUUCAAACUUCUGUUGGAAAAGGUGGAGGAGAUAGUAGCCCGCAAUUCUCAGUCUGAGAUGGAUUACAACGAUGCCCCAGAUGAGUUUAAAGAUUGAAAUUGUAUUUUUAAUUGGAAGAUUUUGGAUUGUCUUAUUAUUUAUCCCGUGCAACUUCCCUCUGGCAACAUCAUGGAUCGAGCCAUCAUUCUGCGACACCUCCUGAACUCUCCCACUGACCCCUUCAACAGACAGCCUCUCACCGAGAGCAUGCUGGAACCAGUCCCAGAGCUGAAGGAGCGUAUCCAGGCCUGGAUGAGAGGGAAGCAAAGUGGCCGUGUUUGAGUUUCCUCAGUGAGCCAAGCUUGCCCUGCAGUUCAAAUGUUUUCACCACGCUGGAAGUGAACUGAAGAAAGAGAGAGAGAAAGAGAAAUAAAAGAUGACAGUUCCCAAAUUGCCCCCCCCCCCCUUUUAUCCUCUUUAUCGAGCCACUGUCUGAAAGACUGUCUCAUGGUUCGAAAUUGAAGCAUAAUAAAGUUUAGAGUUUUGAAACAUUUUGAUUUUGAAUUUGUAUGUCUGCACAUACAUACCAAGAUGAAAGAGCACAGUUUCACACCCCGAAGUUAACACGUUUGGAUAUAUAAAGAAAUUGCUUACCAUUGUGUUUUAUUUGCAUUUUAGUCAUUCUCAUGGUAAGGGAAACACCGAGGAAGGGGAUCCAUUUCAUGUUUGUGAAGAAUGUUGUUAUGUAACACCAGUAUUUCCAUUUUUUUUUUUUCAUUUACACUCAGUAGAAUGACAAAACAUUGGAUGUAGUCAUGCAGUUUACUGUUCAGUCAAAAACCUGCUGUUUAUUUUAUACAGACGGAGGAAUACAACACAUUUUAAAUAAUCAAAUUAACAAGCUCUAGACUGUCUUGUAGAAAAUACAGUAGAUGUUGGUGUAAAUCGAUGGACACAUGCCAGUGGAGCAUCAGAUGGUGAUUGACUGUAUUAGAAUUUUGUUGGUUUGCGUAGAAAUCUCAUAUGUACACGGUGUGACUAAAAUUUCACUAAAAUCUGAAUCGGAGCUCAAUCCCAGGAUCAAAUCAAAGAAUGUGAAGCUGUGUUGUAACAUGAUUGUCAUAAAAAUGCGAGUGCAUCAUGUUGUUUUUUUUGUUCUGUUCUCCAACAUUUUUUGGAUCCUAAAGGUUCAUCAUCUCUUGUUGUUACUAUUAACCCCAGUUGUUGGACGUAAGAGUCUUUCCAGUGACUUAAAGGGUUUAUCUUUGCUACAAACCUCUUUUGGACCCAGCUCUUUGAACUGUAAUAAAUGGUAAUGCACACACAA